AUGUCUUUUAUUCUGUCUUACCGAAACCCCAAAGCGAAGUUCAGGCGGGCCCGCGCGCCGAGCAACGCCGUGCAUCAACAAGAAGUCCCAAAGUUGAGACAGAAGCGGGUGGUACUGCUGUCGUAUGAGGAGCUGCCCGAGUGGCAUAAAGACAACCACUUCAUGCGAACCGGAUAUCGACCCAUUUCGAACUCCUGCCUUAGCUGUGCGCAGUCCCUAGGUUAUCUACACAACGAAACUCUGAACAUUUAUACCCAUCUCAUACCAGCGGUAUGCUACAUUCUCGGCCAUGUCAUUGUGCAUCGCGCGCUCAAUUCAUUCUAUCCGGAGGCCACGUUGUUGGAUCAUAUUACAUUCCACUGCAAUGUGGGUGCUGCUGUCAUUACGUUGGCUCUGUCCUCUGCCUACCAUACUUUGAUGAAUCACUCAAUGCACGUCUCCAACCUAAUGCUGAGGGUGGACUACGUUGGCAUUCUUGUCCUCAUCCUGGGGAGCUUCUUUUCCGGGAUUUAUGUUGGAUUCUACUGCGAGCCCUUGCUUCGGUGGACAUAUUGGACCAUGAUAAUCACUCUUAGCAUUGUCACCUCCACUCUGGUACUGCACCCAAAGCUUCAGGGAAUACGGUAUCGGGACCAUCGCACUUGGGCGUUCAUUCUCACUGCACUGUCGGGAUUUGCGCCUAUCAUCCACGGAAUGCUAUUGUAUGGCUGGAAGGAGAUGUGGCUAAGGUCUGGUAUGCCUUACUACCUCCUAGAGGGUCUCGCGUACGGGAUCGGCGCUUUUUUCUUCAUCACUCGAAUACCGGAAUCGAUCUGGCCUGGUACUUUUGACAUAUGGUUUUCCUCGCAUCAACUAUUCCACACAUUCGUUGUGUUGGCGAGUCUUGUGCACCUCUACGGAGUUUGGGCAGCGUUUGACUGGAACUACGAGCAUCAAAGGAUUUGUCCUGUGGCUCAAUAG
Messenger RNA from Exophiala dermatitidis NIH/UT8656, 960 nucleotides. RefSeq lists its product as uncharacterized. The record is from RefSeq and is a predicted model, not a curated record. Gene Ontology annotation, cellular component: membrane. NCBI's taxonomy places the organism in Eukaryota, Fungi, Ascomycota, Eurotiomycetes, Chaetothyriales, Herpotrichiellaceae. The transcript has a single exon. Gene Ontology annotation, molecular function: signaling receptor activity. Bases 1 to 960 code for a protein of 319 amino acids.